This is a messenger RNA of Amoebophrya sp. A120, 8117 nucleotides long. Lineage: Eukaryota; Dinophyceae; Syndiniales; Amoebophryaceae. The record is from the annotation of a GenBank genome assembly.
AUGGCGGAGGCCAUGGAGAAGCUGUUGAAGUUGCAGGAAGACUACAAUAAAAAGAACCGGCUCCGGGUUCUCAUCCUCGGCGGCUCGACCUUCGUUGGCAGAACGUUGGUCCGGAACAUCUUGAAAGAAGUCCAUCAUUAUCAACUGCAACUAUGUCUGGGUCCUCUGGAAACUUGUGCUGCGGGGAAGGGAAUACUUAGUGAAAGCACUGUAAUGCGCUGCCGAGCAUGACAAGUUUUGCUGUGGUUCUGAGUUGCGUACUCUGCAUGAGAAACUGCGCUUUUGUAUGACAGGCAAGAGGAGCUCUUCGCGGCCACGCAAUACAGAGUUCAGAGUCAUGCCCGACUAGCAUGACAAAUCUCGCAAUCUCCCAGACCCAGACAUGCUUGCAGUGCAUAAUCAUUUGGACUUGGCGAUUCUGAAUCGCGGCCGGAAGUAUUGGGAUGGCGACUGGCAGGGCGCAUUUCCGCCGACGAAGGAGAACAUUCAUGAAACAAUAUCGUAAGGAAAAAUCCCCCCUCCCCAUAUCGAAAAGGCAUCCUUUUGAAAAUUUGUGAUGCUGAUUUGCGGCCACAAAUCAGGUCUGUCUUGCAAGAGAGCAAAGCCCGAGCUUCCUCCGCUUUACGCCGGCGAUUUGUAAUGCUGCUGCGCUAACAGGGCAGCCGUCUGCCUCUGCCAUGCUGAGCGCCCACUUCCAGCCAGCCCCUUCCAGGCUUUGCAUCUGCCUGCAGUCCUCUAGGGCAAUGCAGAGCUGAUUUGCGUACACAAAUUCCGCAACACAGAUUGCCAUUUUGAUAUGGGGAGCGGGAAUUCUUUCUUUUGAUAAACAAACACGCUGAGGAUCUUCCCCGGGGAUCGGCGGAAGAUGAAAGGGAAGCCUUUUCAGGACAUCAUCGCCAAACUUACGAUCGAAGAUAAAACCCGCUUUUAUUACGAUGAGGUGCUGGACUACAUCGCAAAAACUCAUGGGGCGGGAGAUGAAAAUGGAAAUGACAAUGGAAAUCAAAAUCCCUCGUCAUCUAUCAAAUGCAAAAGUGUCUGGGUCUGGAAACUUGUGAUGCUAAAAGUGAAUGGUAGACGGACUGCAAUACGCGGUAUGCAUGACAAAUUUUCCGGCUCCCAUGUCUUACGUAUUCCGCAUAGCAAACUGCGUUUUUGCAUGACAGGUAAGAGGGCCUUUUCGUGCCUAUGCAAUACAGAUUCUCAAGUCAUGCCAGACAAGCAUGACAAACUUGCAUUCUUCCAGACCCAGACAUUUUUACAGUUGAUAUCAUCCAGUUGUGCGGAUCAUAAUGGGAAAAAGACCACCAACAUGAUCUCGUCAACCAAUCCAUCUGAUCCAUCUGAUCAUGGGAAAAUGACUAGUGCAGCUGCUUCUAGUUCAUCAUCAUCAUCAUCAGCAGGUGCUCCUGCUCCUCCGCAGGACAGCAUCAACAAGAAAAAGCCGUUUUGGGACGUGAUUGUGGAUUUCUGUUGUUUCCAAGAGUCAGAAUUUCAAGACGUCAUGAAGGGGUUGUACUUGGCCGGGAAAUUGGUUUGUGACGAGAGGUGGAGCCUAGAAAAAGAGAAAAGGGAAAACCACAGAGUUCACCCCCAGGUGGUGUGGGAUCACGCGAUAUGGAUUGCAAAAGUGUCUGGGUCUGGAAGAUUGCAACUUGUCAUGCUAAAUCCGAUUCGUGCAGAAAUCUGUGUUGCAUGAGUGCCAAAACCUUUCCACUUUCGACCAAGUUGGGAGGGAGUUUCUCAUGCAGGAUAGGCAUGAAAGAGACCUCAGAGACUCUGUCAUGCUAGGUCCCGCAUUCCAGAGCUCAAAGGUCAUGACAAACCUGCAUGACAAGUUCACACUCUUCCAGACCUAGACAUUUUUGCAUUUCAUACGCGAAACAAGCCAACGUCGUUUCCGACAACUUUCCCCCGGAAGCCUUCGUCAGUUAUGCAAGAAAAAAACUAUGUAAGUGUAAAUCUGUGAUGCAAAAAAUGCAAAACAGUUACACUUGUCAUGCUGAGUGUGCGUAAUAGGCCACUUUCCUACGUAUUUGCACGUACUAGCUGCGCAUGACAGGUUUUUCCUGUAAUGCAAAGCGAAUUUGUGAUGCUGCUCAUUCUACAAGGUUACACUUACACAGUUUUUUUCCUGGAUAUCAGUCAUUACAUCUUCAUUUCCACGGAUUCCGUGUAUGAGGUGUGCGGUCUCGAAAAGUGCGCAAAGGAAAGAAUCGCGAUCGAACGGCUCUUAUGAACUGCAAAAGUAUCGUAGUGCUAGUAGUAAUGGCAAUACAAAUUAGCUCAGCAUGACAAAUGGAAUUUGUCAUGCUGUUUUGAUGCCUUGGGAUAAAGAUUUGUAAAUGCAUGACUGCGAUUAGGAUUACUACGAGUGCGAUGCUUUUGCAGGUCAUAGCUUUUACCCAAGAAGGACGUGGAGAAUUAUUACAAGUGGAAAUUUUCGGAUGCGAAGCUACUGCAUAGUAUCCUGAGUAAAAACGUACCCACACCAGAGUUGUAAUGCAGAUUUGCAAAGACAGGAAGACUUGUAAUGCGCAUCCCCAUGAGAGCCAUUCCCAGUCGUGUUUUGGAAUUUGUGAUGCUGUGAACAGGAUGAGCAGAUGAAUCUGUGACGCGGCUGCACUUGCUAACCUGCACUACACUGCAUAGCGCAACUUGUCAUGCGUGACUCACAAAACUCCUAGGUUUGUGUUGCAAAAUCCUCAUCCUGACUCUGGUGUGGGUACGUUUUUACUCAGGAUAAGGACUACGACUACUUCAACAUCUGGGGCGGGUAAGAGCGACAGCAAGCAGAGCCUUGGCGGAAAAGCAGAAGUGGAGCACGGUAGUUCAAGUUCAACAACAUCAGUUAUGGAUUGUAAAAAUGUCUGAAUCUGGAAGGACGCGAACUUGUCAUGCUAAGUCUGGAUAGUGCAUAAAUUUGUGUUGCAUGAUUGCCAAUAAAAAGUGUCCACUUUUGAACAAGUUUAGAGGCAGUUUGUCAUGCAGGAUAGACAUGAUAGAGACUUUGAAGAAUCUUUCAUGCUAGGUCCUGCAUUGCAGACCUCAUGGGGCAUGGAGAAUAUGCAUGACAAGUUUGCAAUCUUGCAGAGCCAGACAUUUUUACAUUUGAUAUCAGUAGCGAAAAUAUUAGAUCCAGACGCGAGAAAAACGGCGAUUUAUGAUCUUCCAGAAAUGGGUAUCAAAUGUAAAAAUGUCUGGGUCUGGAAGAAUUCAUGUUUGUCAUGCUUGUCUGGCAUGACUCUUCAAUCUGUCAUGCACGUUACGCAAGAGCUCCGCUUUUCUGUGAUGCAGAAGCGCAGUUUGUCAUGCAGAAUAGGCAACACCUAGGAGCUCAGAAAGUUGUCAUGCUGAGCCAGCAUUUGUAACCUCAUCACGAGACGCUACCCAGCAUCACAAGUUCCCAGACCCAGACAUUUUUACAUUUGAUAAUGGGCUCUAUCAAGGAAAUGGACGGGCGGCGGCCCUCUAUGCAUUGCAGAUGUGUCUGGGUCUGGAAAGAAUGGGAUUUGUGAUGCUAGCUGUCGAUCACACAGAAAUCUGUAUUGCAUGAGAGGCAACAGCCCCUCAGAUUGUUGCCACUCAAAGAGGGCAUUUCUCAUGCAGAAUAGGCAUGAGCAAACCUUUCCGAAAGCUGUGAUGCUACAGAAUGCAUCACAGGCAUCAGAGGCCAUGUACAAUUUGCAUGACAAACUCUUCCAGACCCAGACAUAUUUGCAUUUGAUACCCUCCACCAUGUUCCAACAGUACACUGCGCAGCUGCGGCAGAAUCGCAUUUUGGGGGCGCACAAGCAGGAGCUGAAGGAUGGCUGGCGGCAGAGCUGUAGGGCGAUGAAAAUUGCGGAUAGGUUGGAGGACAAGGAGGGAAAAUUCUUGAAAGAAGAAUUAGAAUUCGAAGCGAAGACCGCAAGACUGAAUGAACGACAGCAGGACAUUGGAUACGCGAUGCCGUUGAUACAAGACCCGGAGGUGGCGAAAAUAUCAACUGCAAAAAUGUCUGGGUCUGGAAGAUUGCCAGGUUUGUCAUGCAUAUUUUGAAUGAUCCAUGAUGUCUGUGAUGCAUGCGCUAGCGUCACAGAUUUUUCGAGGGCUUUGUGAUGCCUCUAUCACAUGAGAAACAUCCUCUCCGCGUAGCACAAAGUGGAGUCCUCUUGCUGGUUAUGCAACACAAAUCUUUUUAGAAUCCAGAGACAGCAUCACAAGUUCAGAAACUUCCAGACCCAGACAUAUUUGCAUUUCAUAGAAAAGGUUGGAAAGCAAGUGGAACGACAUGGACGAUAUGCAUAGUACAAAUUACACGUCCGGGUCGUGGUCUCCCGGAUUUCUGAUGCAAGAGUUGGAGCACAACAAGUAGAGCUGUGAUGCACGAAUAGGAGUGCAGGUGCACAGCGUUUUUGUCGUGCCGCUGAGCAGUGGUAUAGUUUGUAAUGCUGCGCGCGAAUGAGAAUUUGCAAGAGAACAAAACGGCCUUGCAAAUAAACUUGUCAUGCUGUUAUGCCAUGUACAGGUUGCUUCACUCGUCUGCAAUGCAAGCAUCAGCAACACAGACUUGCUCCAGAGGGCCCAGACAUUCAAUUUGCAGUGCAUAACCAACUACGGACACAAGAAACUCCGAGUCGAGGAAGCGAUGGUGAAGUUGACGCUUAAGGGAAACGCAUGCUCUGCUUCCUCCCUAUCCUGUGCAAAAGUAUCGUACUAGUAUGAAUUGCAUUACAAAUUAGCCCAGCAUUACAAAUUGAAUUUGUGAUGCUGAUUUACCUUGAGAAGGAGAUUUGUAAUGCAUACAGGCAAUUACUACGAGUGCGAUGCUUUUGCAUUUGAUACUUUCAUCAGCCUCAGGACAAAAGCGUCAAUUUUGACAUGAAGCUGAACAAGAACGACGAAACCUACUUCUGGACGGCGUUGCGCGUCCCGGAUAUACUAGGUCCGUACGACGACACCAACCGGCUGUUUAAGUACUGGCUGGCUUUUUUCGUGUAUCGCUCGAAAAAAGUGUUUCACUGUAAGGAAGGAUUGUGCAUCAAGUUCUGCAUCACAAGUUCGUUACACAUGACAAAGAAAAUUUUCCAUGCGACCCUCCUAAGGGAAAACACGGCUGAAAAUGAAAAUCCAUUGUCUUGUAUGUGUAGCAAGACAAAAGCUUCUGUGUUUCAUUUUCUGCAUUACAAGUUUUGUUUACAGUGAAGCAGUUUUUUCUUGCGAUAUCGCGGUGGAGGACAUUCAGUUUAACAAGGCGGAGAAAGAGGAUCCCGUGGCGGGUAUGCAUUGCAAAAGGGUCGCAGGCUAGUGGAAGUUGCAUGACAAAUUUUGACAAGGAGAGAAUCGCAAUUAUUGUAAUGCUGAAUAAGGUGCACAGGACGAGGUUUGUAAUGCUGUGCUGCAGUGGUUCCUUCAAGUGCGAAGAUCCUUUUGCAGAGCAUAGCCGUGGUGUUUUCCGAGGACAUGGCGAAAUUCAUUCAGGAUUUAGUCAUCGAUGUCCGCUUCCGCAACAUGCCCCGCGAUUUCGUGCCCGGGGGGACGGUCGUGAAGGUUGGCGCCUGCGGCUGGAAGCAGGAGUUGCAGCGCUUUUGGACGAAGGGCGACAGCAGAGUGGACAAACCUUGGACCGCUGGGUGCGGACUCGGUGCGUUAAAUUUCGGGUGCGAGGAACAGGUUCCGUUGGAGCAACACGUGCGGCUGUUUCUAUUACAAUGAAAAAUGCCCCCACCCCGGAAUUCGUGCAAGUUUCUCAUGCAUAAGGUUUUCAAAUGAAAAUCUUUUUAUCUAUGCAUGAAAGGACUCCGAGUCUUUCUGGUGCAGAACCUAGACUACGCAAGCUAUCUUUUGCAUAACAGAUCCGGCUGCUGUUGGGCUCCUGUGCAACACAAAUUUGAACUAUUGAGCAUUGGAAAUUUGUGAUGCUGACAUAUGCAAGACCGAGAAUGGUUCCAUUGGAAAGGCGGGUUGCAAGACAAAUGCUGCCAAGUUCUGGGGUGGGGGCAUUUUUCACUGUAAUAGUUUCGGGAGAUCGUUUUGAACGAUGGUUGUGAAAGAAGUUUUGCCUGUUUCCAGGGACGAAGAGAAGCAGAGGCACCCGCCGAGCUCACGGGUGUUGACACAACAGACCAAGUGCACCAGUUGGAAAAACAAAUUUUGCCUGCUGGUUCUUCUGAAAGCAGUCCGGGCUCUUCUCACUCCUCUGCUGCGGAACAAAAUGUUGUGUUGCAGAAACGACAGAAAACCACCACAGAUGUUGAGGCGAACAAGAACCAGGAGCGGAAAACUCACGACGAGAAACCGGGAGGUAGUAGUGGUACAACUAUUAGAGCUCCUCCUGAAGUUGUAGCAGAGAGCAGCAGCACGCAUCAUCCUCUCGACGAGAAGAUGAAAGAAGGUGAAAAUAAAGACGUCGCCGGGCCGCGGGGCGGGUUUACUCCGGAUAACAGAGUUAGGUUCCAACCAGCGCAUGAUCCUUGCCUCGAGAAGAUAGAGAAAAUAAAAGCAGCAAGAAAGAAAGAAGCCGCGCAGCGAGAAAUCGAGGAGAAGAGAGUCAUAUUGAACAAAAACUACCUCCUAUGGAGAGAAAAAAGUUUGUCACAGUCACUAACUUGCAGGUUUUGCAUUACAAAUUUUCUCAGCAUCACAAACUUUCCUUGUAUUGCAGAAACACUAGGGAAAUGCCUAAUGAAGUAUGGCUGUGAUGCAUUUUUACGCAUGACAAACAAUUUUGUAUUGCAAGAAUGCGCAUGAGUGAUCGUGACGAAUUUUUUUUCUUUGAUGCCUCCCUUCUGUUUCCCGCCGGACGAAGCCGCUGGAUUUCGAGAAACUUUCUCAGUACUUGCACGAAGUGUCCUUUUCCGGAAAAGUGCACCAGUUGCCGAUCAGUUCCGACGUCGACGAGAAGACUUCCAGCUUGGAACACGUUUACCGAAAAUGCCACGAGUUCUAUCCUGAGGAAAAACGUGGUGUCGCCCACAGGUGGGAAAUCUGCUAGAAAAAUUAGCCAGCUUUGCUUGUUUCGCAUGACAAACUUGGGCUCGCAAUGUAGUCGCAUGACAAAAAAUUUGGGCUCGCAGCAUCACAGAUCUCGGGCGCAGUGCUGAUCCCUUCGGGUAUCGCAAAUCUCAAAUCACCACUAGAAAAUGCUUCUCAUGGGUCUUUGCAUAAGCAUGCAGAUGUGCAUUACAACUCUGGGGAGGUGGGGCUUUUUUCCUCCGGAUAAGUUUUACAAGAAAGUGGUCGACCGGGCGAUUGUCGAAGUUGAGGAUUACAGAAAUGGAAAAAUAUGCGUUGCAAAAGUACUAUCAUACUCGUAGUUUUUGAUUGCAAUCGUGCAUGACAAACCUUCAUCCUAAGCUAAAUCAGCAUGACAAAAAAAUUCCGUUUUGUCAUGCUGAGAAUUAGUUUGUGAUGCAAUUUCUCCUACGUACGAUAGUACUUUUGCAAAAAUGUUGCAUAAAAAAGACGCGACAGUAAGAACAGUGACUUCAUCGGCGAUUUCUACGAAAGCUUCGUAGAUGCGCGGAAAGGCCUGCCCUUCCGUGUGCGGGAGGAGUUCGAAAGGUUAGCGUUUGAGGAUGGAGGAGGGACAAAGGAUGAUAAUGAUGAUCAUCUUGCGAGAGAAAAACGACCGGGGGACGAGAAGGAAAAACCGGGGGACGAAAAGGAAAAACCGGCGGGGAAGAAGGAUGUGGUGAUGGCAGAUGCUCUUGCGGGUGGAUGUGGAAAGGAGGAUUUUGAGAAAACCAAAGCAAAGGUGUUGAAGCUGUAUAAGAUGAUGGAAGAGCUUGAGAAUGAGUCAAGCAGCGAUUCUAACUCAAGUCACGACAGCGAAUCAUCUUCGGGAUGAUUAUACAUGAGAUUUGCUGAUGAAGAAAACUAGGUAGAGCAGGACUACGUAGUGCGUAACAGAUUGCCCGACUCUGAAGAAGACUUUGCUUUUACAUUCUCUUACUAUCUUUGCAAGGAAAGGUGUGCUUUAGGUAGACGACCAAAUGUCUUCAUCCAUGAUGUGAACAACACAAAAUCUUGUUUUGUGAGGUCUCUCUGAAUGCAGAAGCGAAAUAAAAAACCCAUUACCCAUAAAAAAUCGCCGACCUGCCGGUCUACUUACUUACAGGCACAGUAGAUGCAGC